Molecule: messenger RNA, 1512 nt
Organism: Rotaria sordida
Lineage: Eukaryota; Metazoa; Rotifera; Eurotatoria; Philodinida; Philodinidae
Source: the annotation of a GenBank genome assembly
AUGGCCAAUAAAGUUCCUUCGUCUCUUUUGAACUUACCUGUUGAGCUUGUCCUUCGCAUUUUGGACAAGCUCGAUGAAUUCACAAUCUUAUGUUCAGUUCGUAAUGUAUGUACACAACUGAAUGCAAUUACUGACAAAUAUCAUCGAUACCAGACACUGACCACGCUAAAUCUUCACAACAAUGAAAUUGGAGACAAAGGCGUACAACAUCUGGCUGAUGCUUUACGAAAUAAUACAACACUCACCUCCCUAAAUCUUCACAACAAUAACAUCGGAGAUAUAGGAGCAAGACAUAUAGCUGAUGCUUUACGAAAUAACACGACACUCACCUCACUACAUCUCUCCUCCAAUAAAAUUGGAGCUCUCGGAGCACAAGUUCUUGCUGAUACAUUACGAAAUAACACGACACUCACCUCACUACAUCUCUCCUACAAUCAAAUCGGAGCUCUUGGAGCACAACUUCUGGCUGAUGCCUUACAAAAGAAUACGACACUCACCUCACUAUAUCUCUCCUCUAAUAAAAUCGGACAUACGGGAGCACAACUUCUCGCCGAUUCUUUACGGAAUAAUAAGACACUCACCACACUAGAUCUCACGGAUAAUCGAAUCACAGCUUUCGGAGCACAACAUUUAGCUGGUGCUUUACACAUCAACACGACACUCACAUCAUUAUAUCUCUCCUCCAAUGAAAUUGAAGACAAAGGAGCGCAACAUAUGGCUAUUGCCCUAAAGAACAACAAAACACUCACCACGCUGGAUCUCUCCUGGAAUCAAGUCGGAACUCUUGGAACAAAGCAUCUAGCUGAUGCUUUACGAAAUAACACAACUCUCACCUCAUUGAUUCUCUCAUCCAAUGAAAUAGGAGAUAUAGGAGCACAACAUAUAGCUGUUGCAUUACGCAAUAACAAGACACUCACCACACUAGGUCUUUCCUGGAAUCAAAUCAAAGCUGUUGGAGCACAACAUUUGACUGAUGCCUUACAGCAUAACACGACACUCACCUCACUCAAUCUCUCGUCCAACGAAUUGGAAGCUCUCGGAGUACAACAUGUGGCAGAUGCUUUACGAAUCAACACGACACUCACCUCACUCAAUCUCGAGUCCAAUGAAAUUGGAGCUCUAGGAGCACAGCAUCUGGCUGAUGCUUUACGAACCAACACGACACUGAUCACACUGAAUCUCAAAGGUACGGGAAUUGGUGCUAUUGGAGUACAACAUCUGGCAGACGCGUUACGAACUAACACGACACUCACUGCACUCAAUCUCGAAAGCACUGGGAUCGGUGUUGUAGGAAUACAACAUCUGGCUGACGCUUUACGAACUAACAAGACUCUCACUACACUAGAUAUCUCGUACAAUCGAAUAAGAGAUGUAGCGGCAAAAUAUCUGGCUGAUGCUUUACAAGCUAACACGACACUUAAAACACUGAAUUUUCGAGGCAAUGAAAUCGGUGAUGAAUUCCAGCAUCGUUUACAGCAAAUGAUGGAAUCGAGUAAAGGACAAGACAAAUGA